Camellia sinensis is the source of this 2253-nucleotide messenger RNA. RefSeq names its product Ubiquitin-like superfamily protein. The record is from RefSeq and is a predicted model, not a curated record. Gene Ontology annotation, biological process: mRNA splicing, via spliceosome. Lineage: Eukaryota; Viridiplantae; Streptophyta; Magnoliopsida; Ericales; Theaceae.
GAUAAUAUUAUCAAUUUUUUUAGUUUUAAAAGUGAGAAUAUUAUCAUUUUUGCACAGCAAUAUUUCAGAUAAUUAUUUUGCUAACUAAGAGAGAGAGAAAAAAAACAGAGUAUGAGAUUAAAUGUUUUUGCCCUUUGAUCUUUGGUUUGAUUUGAUUAUCCAAUAAAAGUUGAGAACACUAUCAGUUUUUCUCAGUUUAAAAACUAAGAACACUGAGAAGGAAAAAAAAAAUUAGAGCAUGAGAUUAAAUAGGUGAUUUCAUUCUCAUGAACUCUAUAUCUAAGAACAAUGAUAUCAAAAUCAAUGUUGAAAUUGAAAUCAAAAUAAAAAAUAAGAGUUUCGAAACUGAAAAGAUUCCUUUAAAAAUUAGGAUAUAAAAUAAUUGAAUAUAAAAAGUCUCGAAUCAUUGAGUCGAUCUAUAACACGUCAAUCAUAGUUUUGCAAACCUCAGAGUAUCAAGAAACGAAGUAAUCUUCAAGAGCUCGUCGAAGACUACUUGCAACGAGAGCUCUUAUUUUCACUAUUUCACUUCUUCAAAUUUGAAAAAUAUUUCAACUGAAUCGAUAUUUGAUGAUAGUAGAUAAUCUUCUAACUUUGUUGCUCUGAAAUUUCUAAACGACAAAAGUAAAAAAAUCUAAAAUUUGUAGAGAUAAAGAGAGGAACAAAAAGAGAGAGAGAGAUGGGUAGAGGAGUGUUUUGUGUAUUUGAAUUUGUAAGGAUAAAUUAAUCACAUAAAAUUAACAAAAGAUUUAUAAGUUUAAAUAUAAGUUUAAAAUUUUAUAACAGGAUCAAAGCUAUCCUUCUUCUUUUUUUUAUUUAUUUAUUUAUUUUUAUUUUUUUUGGAUGCAGCAAAAGCUGUCGUUGUUUUGUCACUAACAAAUUUUCAAUUUUUUUCUCCUCAAAAGCGUAUUAUUGACCACCAAAAAAUUUCAAAGCCGUUUCAAACGGGGAGACCCCGUACAGAUUGGCCAAAAAAUACUCGCAUCUAGAAGUACCCGCUGAAAAUCAGAUGCCACGUGUAAAUUUUUUCCAGAUGUCAUCCCAUGUAAGCGAGUAAAAAUGGCUGAGAGUAUAUAAUAAAAUUCACACUCUCACACAGACAUUCGUGUCCUUGGUAACGGUCUCCACUUUCAAAGCAAAACCCAGUGCGCAGAUCAAAAACCAGAAAAAUGUUUCUCACUCUCUCUCUCUCUCUCUGAAGCAACAAGGGAACAACUAACUAGGGUUUUGAUUGUGAAAAGAAAGUGAGAAAAUGGUGAAGAUUAUGCCAGGUAUUGAGCAGGAAGAUCAAAGCUUUAGGGUGUUGGAUCAGUUGUCUCUUAACAAUCUUCUGAGUCUGUCAUAUCACAGGCUUCCUCAACAGCUCCUCAAUCUCUCUAUUCUCAAAUUGGAUGGCUCUUCCUUUGAAGUUAAUGUUGCGAGAAAUGCCACGAUAGCGGAUCUUAAGCAGGCGGUGGAGGAAAUUUUUAGUUUGUCGCAAAAGGAUUGUGAAGGCAAGAUUUCAUGGUCACAUGUAUGGGGACACUUCUGUUUGUGCUAUGAAGGUCAGAAGCUUAUCAAUGACAAGGUUUAUAUUCGAAACUUUGGGAUCAAAGAUGGUGAUCAGCUUAAAUUUAUUCGGAAUAUGUCCAUUAACUAUAGACCAGUGAAACAACGAUCUAAAAACAUCAGGGGUGCUUCCAAACAGUGCUCAAUGGGAGAGCAGACCAGUACAAAUGAAGAUGAGGAGGAAGUUCUGGUGCCAAAAUUCAAAUUGACUCGCUUCUUGAAUGGUCGGCUCUCAUUCUCCAAUUUGAGAAGUUCGACAAGAAAGGGAUCUAUGGGAAGAAGGAGUCAUUCUUUGAGAAUUUCCCUGCAUUGAUAUGGAGCCUGACCCAAAAUGAUUCAGCUUCACAUGUAACUAACAUUGAUAGAAAAUAGUGAAGCAUGUUUGACAUUUUUGUUGUCAGAUGCUCCUGUGGCAGGGUAUAUGUAGCCUAGAUGUGAAAUUUGAUUACUGGACCGGGACUUAUUUACCAAGUUGUCCUGAUUGAGUCAGCUAAUCUAUUCUCUACCCGGAGGAAACAAAAUUUGUCCCAGUUAGGAAGAGAAGAACAUAGAUGAGAGCUAAUAGCUAAUGAUUAUCGUCCCAUGAAGUUCUACUUUAUAUGUUUCGCUAGAUGGUUUUGCACAACGUGUCUUUGACAGGAAUAAGAUCUGAAAUUUUUGUAACAGUACUAUUAUCCUCCAUUUAUGAAAUGUUGGUUUUUAUUA